Molecule: messenger RNA, 6996 nt
Organism: Amoebophrya sp. A25
Lineage: Eukaryota; Dinophyceae; Syndiniales; Amoebophryaceae
Source: the annotation of a GenBank genome assembly
CUUGUCUACUAAGUACUCAGAUUCAUAUAUACAAGAUGCCUGCACCAGGAGCCGUCACUACAGUACCAGUACAACACUUGACGCUACAUGUUUUUGUUGUUUUUCAUCGCACAGACUCAUAGGAUCAUGAUCAUCUGUUCGAGAUGACGCAGAGCAGACAGUGCAGAGCAAGAUUUUGAUUUUCUUGCUAAUGUCCCCGCCCCAGUUCCAGUUCAACUGUUUCUAGUUCUACUUCAUCUGUAUUUACUAUACAACAACAACAAGAUUAUCAUUUCGAUCAAACAAAGUAGAUUGACGAUCUUCAUCCCUCCCAAUCUGAAUCUCAUGUACUACUCACAAGAAAAAUGAGUACCAAGAGUCGCAAGACCGGUGACGAACGGGGUAAGCCGAAGCCCUCUUCUCGGUCGCAACGACCAGAGGGUGAAGUACCAGAAGAUUUGAGCGACAUAUUGGGUCUAGAAGGCGCGCAGGGAUCAGCAAUACCCCUAGACGAACAAGAUGAUGGCGAUUUUCAGUCUUAGGGCUUGAGGUUAAGUUUGUUGUAUUUGUAGUUCCUUUGAUCAUGACUGAAGUAAUGACCAAGUGGAACAAGAAAGUGCUGGACGUUGCACCGCCUGCUGGAGCUUGGUACUAGAAUAGGAAGAAAUGGAUUGUUGACUUAGUUAGUACACCUAUACGUAUAGGUGUACCAACUGUAAGUAUUUUGAGAAGAUACAACAUUAUCCGUAUUCCACCAUCUUCAUACUACUGUUGGUUUAACUUCUAACACUCACUGCUGGACACUGCUCAAACUAGCGAUGCCUUCGCGAGUGUUGUGCGUCACGAUGGUGGAAACGAAGAGGAUUCCAAAUUAGCCGCAGCAAAAAGGCGCCAGCAGAUAAGGGCCGAGCGGGAAGAAAAUCUAAAGCGGGAAAAAGCGGAGAGGCUGGCGCGACUAGAACGAGAACUAAAGCAAAGAGAGGAAGAGGAGUACAGCCAUUCAUUAUCAUUUUCAUCUGAAGCAUGAUGAUUUAUUGAUAUUGAUAUAUUAUAUUGAAUAUGAUAUUAUGUUUAUGUCUACUUUCAUCUAUUUCUUAGACUUUAUUUACGUGAUGAAUUUCUUCUCGAAGUCAAUGUCAAUCUUUAUUGUUGCGUCAUCUGCACCAACAUUUAAUAUUCCAAUUUAUGGAGGAAUAGGCGAGUUUCGAUCCCUGUUCGGGAGUCUGCGGUUCAGGCUGGGCGACCGUCUGAGCAUCAGCCACGAGACUACUACUCGGAUGGCGGUUCAACGGAAGACGAGGAGGGAGAGCGCGGCCCACUAAUAAAGUCUGCAUUCGGGGACGCCCACGAUCCCGUUGCGCACGCCAUGCAACAAGGCAAUCAGGAACAUGUUCAAGUAAGGCUGAUUUCUAUUCCAAAUCCAAGAAGUUGUAGAACUUUUGUUCAACAUUCAUUUGUUUCGUAUGCCUCCCUUCGUUCUUCUUAGGAUAUUGAGUAGGCAGAACGAUCUAAUGAUAAGGUAUCUCUACAACAGAACAAGAAGAAAUGAAUCACUUAUACUUUGAGUUUCUCUAAUCCAACUUCUUAGUUCUGUGCGCUUUCGUGCUAACGCACAAAGCUCAUCUUCGGAAUCAGACGCAGAACGACAUUCGACAGAUGAAGUUAAGCGUCCACUAGAUGUUGAAUCCCAGGACGGAUUUCCUACAUACUUGAAGGAGAAGAGAUCCACCAGAUGACUGUCUUCUGAAUUUUUUAUAGCACGCAUGGUGCAUGGAGUGCAUGGAGCGCAGAGGACCCAUUAGGGGCGCAAGAAGCUCCCCCUUUAGCUCCAUGCUACUCCAUGUGAUCCAUGCACUCCAUGCACCACGCGAGCUUUGAAACCUUAUAAAUUGCUCUGGGAUUUAUUCCUACAGAUGACCGCUUCUAAUGAAGAUAAUCCUGUGAAGGUUGAUAUGGAUGGAAACCGCGACUCAGCGGCCGAAGUAGGGUCACCAACGUCGAGACGGGUCCGGAAAACACAGAUGUACUCGAUGGCGGCAACUGGUGGCGAACAAGACUACGAGAUGAGAGGUCUAGCCUCCAAAAGUCCAGUGCCAAGUAAGAAAAGCAUGGCAGCUUCAUUAUGGACGACGAGACUUUUGACCAAGUACUUACAAAAUUUUCUUCAAGAAUUGGCAUGGGGUUCUCAAUCAUCCACUCAAAAAAUUGCGUUUAGAUUGUUGUAGUAGCAGGAGCUCCUACAACUUACUGCUACUUUUUACUACAAAAACAAGAAAUAGUCCUCCUCAUGCCAAAAUGAACCAUUCUAAGCCUUAAAAGCACGUACAUAAGAUUGGGUCAGCCAGAUGGUGUGAAUGAUGACGACGGGUGCUGCGAAAAGCUAUGUGACGGAGAGAGCGGCUGCUUCGUGAAUACUAUCUGUUGCCCUUUCGUGAUGCCUUAUCAGGGAUGCAGAAUCUACUGCUGCCCGACUCUAGGUAAAUUUUUCGUAAUUUUUCAGUAGUGCGUUUCGUGUCCCUGCACGACAUGCUACAUCUUUAUUUCCGCCUCUUUCUGUGUGCGUGUGGUCUUGUCCUUCUUAAAGAUAAAAAGUAACUCGAACUUCUUUUACCUGCAGCAUUCUCUAUUUCAUCACCAGGUUCAAUGCUCUGCCACUGUUGGAUGUGGUGCUGUUGUAGUUCUAGAUGCUGUAAGUUUGAAGAUAAAGACUUUCCGGCGGGCCCGGAGAGUCUGGGAGUCGGGAUUCAAGGUGACGGUGGUAGAAAAACUGCUGUUUUUAUGGCAGACUAUCAUUAUUUUCAGAAAAUCUUCAUCACAUUUAUAAAUAUUACUUAGAUUAGAUACAACAAGACAGUAGUACAUGAUGACAAUAGAUUUCUUCAAAGAAGUGUUACCAUCGCAUCUAGCAUCAACAGCUGAUUGGAGAAAAGUCAGCAACAGCUUCAUAAUACUCAUAGUCAUGGUGCAUAUCAGCGAGCGAUAGCGAGGAUAGGCAAUGAAUUUUCUAAAUCAAGAUCAUCAAUCCUCUCUUCUAUUCCUUUUCCUCGUCGACAAAACGAACCUGAGUUUCUAACUCAUUUAGCGACAAGAAUGUGCAGUGGAUUCGUGCUUCAUACUUAGCCAAGUCGGAUUCCCUCAAUGCCGAUGGAUCAAGGGGGUUGCGUCUCUUUGGAAAGAGGCUGGACGCAAGCACCGUCUGUCAAGGAAGGCUUGGUGACUGUUGGCUGCUAUCAGCAAUGGCAUGUUUGGCGGAUCACAGAGGAGCGAUACAGCACGUACUAUAUUCUCUAGUUCUACAACGAAUGAGAUGGGAAAGAAAAAUAUGAGACGAAGAAGUGUACCCAUGAUACUCAAGAAAAGAGGCUUUUUCCUAAGUACGUAGAGAGUGCCUACUUUCUUUGAGGAUGCACGAGUACACUUUUUCGCUUCAUAGAAGAGGAACAAAGAUUUUAUUUACCUCUGCGUUGGUAAGGAUGAAGAGGAGUAGCAAAACCUCGUUCCUAAUCCAGGAUGAUCCCAACCUUGUUCUUCGACAAAGGUAUUCGAAACGCAUUCUAUGGAUGUGCGCGGCAAGUAUUGGGUCACGCUUUACGACGCAUCCUUUAGCAAGAACAAGCAUGGGGAGCCCGUAGGAUCAUGGGUGUCCUUCGCGAUCGAUGACAAAAUUCCUUGCGUUGAGGACUCACCUGGAUCUGGCAACUGGAGACCUAUGUUCACGGGCUUGCGGAACGUAUUUUGAUUUUUUUAGAAAUACUACAAUUUGAAUUCAAAUUCAUAUGUUAAUGUUUGUUCAUUAAAAAUCAAGUACUUACCUACGUAGAAGCUCCUGUUCCUGCGGUCGCCAUUGGCAUUGGGACACAUACCAAAUUGAAACCGCAACAAAAACAACAGGGUGAGCUCUGGCCUUUGUUGCUAGAGAAGGCCUUCGCCAAAAUGUGUGGGUCCUAUCGUGCGCUGGAAGGAGGUAAUGCACUUUGGGCGCUACAAGCAAUGACUGGUGACAAACCGUACAUGUUUAAGCACGUGCCCGUGUCACCAGUACCGAGCGGGUCUGUCUUAAAAGCGGGAGAGGAAUUAGGUGCCACGUGGAAAGGCAGCCAAUUACUAAGUCGCUUCGUUGAAAAUGACGCUGAUAAAAAGACGGCCGGACACUUCAUCGACUUGGACCCAAGCCAGCCAGGGUACUGCUAGGACUUUUCAUCGACCACUUCUAUCUUGGAGGUACAUGAUCAAACCAAAAACUACACUCACACUCAAAAAACUUUGAAAAUUAGGGCUGUAUUAUAUCUCAAACAUGAAGAUAAAUUAAUUUUCCACCAGAUAACUUUAUAACUAGCUAGUAAACCUUAACUGCAUACUUAAGUAACCAAGCCUCAAAGCGACCGCAACGAGUCUAAUUUUCUCAGAAUUUGAGUAUGAGCGUAGUUGUUGGCUUCAUAAGGGUACUUCUAGGAUGUUCCAUCGAAAACCAGGGCACUGCUAGGAUUUUCCAUCUAGGACUUCUUGGAGGUAGAAGGUCUAAGACUAAGUAUAAUUGCACUCAGCUGGUCGUGAUCAUGAUCAUACAUAGGUGAUGUUGAAGAUGAGUACAUCUGAUAGUCUGAAGCUGUUGUUGUACGUCAGGUACUUAUGUAGUUUAUGGCUUUUUGAAGUUCAAGUAGACCAUGUUCUUGAUGAAAAUGUGACAUGAUCAGGCACUCGUUAGACAGCGAGGAAAUGUGGAACGUUUUGUUGUUAAGGGUAGGUUAAAGGUGCUUUUCUUACCGCUUUUUAUGCCUCUCCUAAGGGAGAAAGGCAUAAAAAGCGGGGUAAGCAAGCACCAAAAACCUACCUCUAAUGUUGAAUUUCCACAAUCGGGGUUCCGUUUUGUCAGCCAGCGGCGUCCGGCAGGAUGGUUACGCCGGUCUACGCGCCGCUCACGCGUAUUCAGUCCUCGACUUCCUUGAAUUCGAAAAGCGUGGCGGAGUGCUUCCUACACGAACAACUGCAACUUUUAUGGUCUGACUCUACUGUUGUCAACAACAUGAACAUGAUGAACCACAUGAGCUUGAACCACUGAACAUGAACUACAGGAGGAUCUUCUGGGUAGAGGAAAAUAUUACUUUGCUGAAGAUCUUACUUGCAUUCAUUUUCAUUGAGGUCUAUCUUCUUGCUCAGGACCAUUCUUGAUGUUCUCGACGUAAACCGACCAGAUUCUUGCCCGGCUCUAAUCCGGAUAGAAGUACUACGACCAGCAACGUGCAGAGGUUAAUCUUGAUCCGAAAUCCAUGGGGGCAAGGAGAGUGGACAGGAGACUGGGGGUUGGACUCAAACCUAUGGGGCACGGUUGACGCUGUCGUCGCAAAGAACGCGCUAGCCAAAGUCAAGACAAAACGUGGCGCCACAAACGGAUGCUUUUGGAUGAGUUGGGAGGACUUUAACCGAAGCUGGUCGAAGUUGCACGUGUUGCAGAGGUCUGUAGACAUCAACAACCUCUAUUAAGGCCUCCCUUAAUUCAUCCUGAGACGCAUCUUAGAGCCUUUUCCAACGGGAGAGGCACGCCAAAGAUGCUCUCCAGGAUGAAUUAAGGCAAGCUCUAACUCUAUUUGGAAUACGACGAAGGCGUGUGCUGUGGUGAAAUCUGUGGAUGCGUGAAGGGGUGCUGCAGCUUCUUCUUCCUCUGCCGUGGAAUUGACCGGCUUUAUUUUUAUGAAUGUAAAGAAUUUGAAUUAGGAAGAUCGAAGAUAUUAUCAUCGAUUAUAUCUAAAGUAAAAGUCAAAGUAGAAGGACAACGAAUAAAACUCUAUGCAAGGAGUCCAAACUCUAUGAAAGCAACAGAACGUCCUUCUCCAUCCUCUGCAGAGGUGUACACGUACACGUACACAUUUCCAAAAUUUCAAUUUUUACAAUUUAAUGAAAAAAGUAUUAGAAGAGUCAAGAGACAGAGUGAAAGCAACUCCUUCUGCUCUUCGUCCUCGCAUUCGGUCUCUAAGACAUUUCCGAAAAAUCUGACGAUGUGGACACUCUGGAGCGAGCAAAGAAGAAGGAGAAUGGCUGUGAACUUAAGGCUUGCCGUAAUUCAUCUUAAGAGGCAUCUUUGGGCACGAUUUCAAGGGGAACCCACGUCAAAGAUGCACUUGAAAAUGAAUAUCUUUAUGGGCUAAUGAGUGGUGCUGUACGAGGCGGUGCUGUGCGAAGUUCCUCUGCUGGGUUUUGUGGUAUCUCAUGGUACCAGUAGGCAUCGGUCUGGCGAUAUAUUUUCUUGUUUUCGCUGGCGGGAGUAAGAAGUAGUAGUAGAACUUCACCUUGUUCAGGUGGUGGUUGUGGUGGCUGAUGAGAAUGUAAACAAGAAUGUGAUUCUUCGCCCUCGCAUUUAUGAGGUAAUAUUACAAGUCAGAUGGACAGUCUGUAUAAAUUAAUGCCAUUGGAAAUGGAAUCGAUUCAUCAUGAUAAAGUACUUAGCCGUAAAGGUAGAAGACAUACUAACAACCAUUUUCUUAAGAUACUCGAAUCAAAGAACUCAAUCUCAAACUCAAACUCAAAGCAACGUGAAAUAUAUCUCUUUCUUACACGAAAACUAACACUAACACGUUUGUUAAUUAUCCAUGUCACUUAUUUUGGUAUUGGUAAUGAUCACGUACUUUCAACAUGCACAUCGAUAUAUGCUUUUGCUGUACAGCUAGAGGCACAGCUACCUCUAAAUAUGUAAUAUUGUUAUUGAUAUUGUUCUUCUGGAAAGUAUUUAUCCACCUAAUGUCAUCUUGUAUUUUUAUUUGGGGUCUCCUGAAAAAAUACACCUUUAUGCGGAAAAAAAAAAAUCUCGAAGAGACUAAAACUAAAUGUACAACUCGUGCAGUAUCUUAAUCUUUCUGAAUAGAGAGCAACUUCAACACUUCAACUUCAUCAAGAAAAUGUCUGUAUCCGAAAAUCACAAACAUUACAAGAAAGUGAACAGCUGGCCGAGCGCCUAGGUCCAUACAUCAGUUUGCGGUAGCAAACUCAAUACGAAUACCGCCAGUCUGGUAGAAAAGAAGAAGG